GACUCUACCUAUGAAAAGUCCCCGUCAGUUUGCGGGCUGCUGCUUCAGUCUGCGGCUGGGCCAGCCGGAGCCAAGGAGCAUCUUGCAGAGGAUGCUCUUGAAGCUGUCACCAGCAGGGCUGUGAGCUCUCCACUGCGCUCAGAGAUGCAGCUGAUGGAAGUGGCGCCAGUGCGCUCAGGCUCAGAUGUCAAACACUACACAGGUAGACUGAUGCACCACAGAGACUUUUUUGAAUCAGUCCGAAACGUCCUCGAUGAUUGUGAGUAUUUCGGUUUAUACUCCUUAAUAUUAUAGAAUUAGAUAAAGAAUUCGAUUCGGUUGAUUUAGAUCAAUACGUUUCGAUUGGCCCUUGGUGGGAUGCUGUGAUUGGCCCUUGUGUGAAUAAUACUGAGAUUAAGCACUUAACAUUCUGAUGUUCAAUGUUUUAAAAUUGCUUGGCGCAUUAAAAGUAAGGUAUGUUUUCCUACAUCUUAAAAUGUAUAAUUAGGUCUACAUACAAAAAAUAGAUUUUUACCGAAACGACGCAGUGUUGCUAUGUAUGAAACUUUAAUGUCGGUCAUUUGGCAGCAUUAAUCUGGACCCACAUAAAAUAUUAACACUUUAGUGCAUCUUUCUGUUAAUUAAUCACCACAAACCAGAAGAAAAUCGAUAGUUUGUUUUAUGUUUAUGCGUAAACUAUACUGCAUAUUCUUCGCCCGUUUUAUUUGGUUUAAAAAUGAUUAAUGCAUAGAAAAUAAAAUGAAUAAUUGAUACAAAAGUUAAUACUAGGACAAUAUGCGCUGGAUCAUUGUAUCUCAACAAAUUAAUUGGAAUGAUAAAUUAAUUCUGCCAUACAGAUAACAUAAAACAUACUGUUUCAAAUAAACAAAAAUAAGAAUCACUUGAUUUGAAAACGGACAUUUCAUACUUCGAAUAUAGAACAACAUUUACAAGUUUUUUCCUUCCCUCCUUUACAGUUUGUUAUACUGUAAUAUGGCCAGAUUUUCUCAAUAAACACAAUCAGACAAAUACGUGUAUCACUUUAUUAAUACCCAGAUCAAAUGUUAUAUCUUUCAUUGUAUAUAUAUAUAUAUAUAUAUAUAAAAAAAUCGUAUGUCUCUCAGUAUACAUUUCUGUCAAAUAUUUAACAAAGAAAUGUAGACAAAUUCCUUGUUAAAUAAUAAGUCUAACAAGAGUUAUUACACAUUAAAAUUACACAGCCUCGAAAUUAUUGCCCCCUUUUCCCAGGACAAGUAUCGAAAUAUCUUAAAGACAAAAUAUCUCCGCAUAGACACCAUAGCCAAAAGUUAAUAAUAACCGAAUUUGUCAUUUUUGUUGAGUUUGUCGUUUGGUUUAAUAAAUCUUCCCUGCUAGUUCCCUCGUGGUGAAAAGGGAAUUCCAGUGAAUUGCAUUGAACAGACUCGUCGUGGUUUCUUUAGCCAAUUGGGUCCCUGAGCCCUGAAUUGGAGGCUUAAUUUUACCCAGCCUCUUUGGCAUUUUGAUUGAUGUUCCCGUUGCUUCAUCCGGCAGGCUAUAGCUAUAAGGGUAAAGGGAGGCAGUAAAAAAGACAAUCGUCAGUAGUUCGGCCAUUCUCACACAUACUCAUGCAGUCAACGCUAUAAGAUAACGACAAGUCAGGACUAAACUGCGUUUUAGUUUUUGUAUGAUAACGUGGGUGACGUGGAGGAGCGCGCGGCUCUCUUCACCAUGGAUCAUAUGGGAGCGCAUCAUCACCAGACACACGCAGACACCAUCAGUUUUGGGAUAGAUCAGAUUCUUAACAAUGCAGACCAGGGGAGCUGCAUGAUCUCCAACCCCAGGAUGCAGGACUUGGACUACGGCUUGGGGUGCAUCGUCAGCACAGCCUACAAUACCAUGACUGGUAACUACAAUGUCAACAACUCGACUGGAUACAAUGGAAACUCGUGCAGCGGUGGCUCCCUCGGCGGCUCGUACAACAUGAACUUGGGCACGAAUAUUAAUGGGAACUGCCUUAAUUCUUCAGGAGUGAUCCGGGUUCCAGCUCACCGGCCGAUGAGUUCCGUUCACUCAUCAAUUCCCACCAGUUGUGCCACCGUGCCAAGUAUGGGAGGCAUGGGUACCAUUAACAAUCUCACAGGAUUAACGUUUCCAUGGAUGGAGAGUAACAGGAGAUAUACCAAAGAGAGAUUUACAGUGGCCCUCUCACCGUUCACUGUAACACGCCGUAUAGGUCAUCCGUACCAGAACCGAACCCCUCCGAAGAAGAAGAAGCCCAGGACGUCAUUCACGCGCCUUCAGAUCUGUGAGCUGGAGAAGCGCUUUCAUCGUCAGAAGUAUCUGGCCUCAGCGGAGAGAGCAGCCUUAGCGAAAGCACUUAAAAUGACUGAUGCGCAGGUCAAAACAUGGUUCCAGAACAGAAGAACCAAAUGGAGGAGGCAGACGGCAGAGGAAAGAGAAGCCGAACGGCAGCAAGCGAACCGAAUCCUUAUGCAACUUCAACAAGAAGCUUUUCAAAAGACUAUAAACCAACCUGUUACUCCAGAUCCAAUCUGUCUACACAACAGCUCUCUAUACGCACUUCAGAGCCUCCAGCCCUGGACUGAGAACACGGCGAAAAUCAGCAGCGUUCCUAACAGCGAUUAAGAUUUUUAUGGAUUUGCGAUGGACAGAAGACUGGUCAUAAUGACAUUGACUUUUCUUUUGAAAAUAACAUUUUAAAACGUGUGCAACUGAGCGGAGGUUAAUAAUGCAACAGUAGUAUUUUAUUUGUAAAAACACAAGAACUAUAAAGGAGCAUUGAUGUUCCUACCGACAAAUUUCAAUUUUUCAACGAUCACAAUGUAAGCUUAUAGCAUAUCAUAUUUAUUAUAUUAACAUUUCUGUGUAUCUCCAACAUUUUAUAUUCAUUAUAGUUUCUAAAGCCAACUGUUUGUGGUUACACUUUAAAACAACUUUACACACAGCAUUCACAAAUAUUCUGAACCAUAACCAUAAGCCUGAAACGGUUGUAGGUAUAAUAUUGUAGGGUGAUCACAGGCUUUCACUAAAGCUUCGUAACGUACAAAGUCAAUUUGUAAGUGCAUUAUAAGGCCUUAAGUAGGACAAGCUAAAAAUCAGCUAUUGGCCUGACUACACUUAAUAGUGAUGCCUGUAACAUUUUUUGCGUACCAUGCGAUCAUUGAUCAAUUGCCUACAAUUUUAUUUAUCUGAUAAUAAUGUGGUAACAUAUAUCUGAAAAUAAUGUGGAUAAAUAUCAACAUAAAUAAAAAAACGAUUAACAUUGUUACAAGAUUUUACGCGCAUCAAGUCUUCCUCCCACGUCACCUGACUCCUCAUUCUGGUCGUCUCUGACAUUAAGAGCGUUCUCACACUGCAUUUCUUACAGUGAGCUAUAAUUAAUAUCUCUGUCAUUGCCAGCAUGGAGAAUGAAAAGAUACUUUCUCAUUGACACUGAGUGAGACUGUCUCCACAGGACCCUAUAAGCAUGUGCCUCUUGCCCAGCAAAUUAAUUACACAAAAGUCAUGUCUUUAUGGGCCAUUUAACUUUUACAUCUGCGAAAGUGUUAGCCUAUUACAAUCAGGUGGGUUAUAAUUUUGUUAAAAAGACCAUUAUGAAAAUAUCAUAAGUUAACUGCAUGAGACCAUUAACGUUGAAUUUUGUGCAGUACCCAUAUUUUUAUGCUUCAUUCUGGUGCGAGCUUUAUGGAGACAUGGAGUCAACCGCUACCCACCGAGACCAUCUGACUGAUUAUGCCAUUGAGAAAUAUAUUACAUUUAACGAGGUUCACUGCCCAGAGAGCUGGAAGGGCGAUAGGGAUAUUAACAAAUAAAGAGGGCGUCUUCUGCCCAAAGCAGAUAGGGUACCGAGCCUUUUAUCAAAAGUGACUUACAUUGCAUUGUACUUUACCGUUGUUUUUGACUAUGUGCAAUCCCCUAUCGAACCUAUGCUCUAACCACUGAGCCACAGACAAACUGUUAUCGUACCUGUAUGGCAUGGAGUCAGUGAUUAAUAUUAAAAUGAUAUGAUCAUUUUCCUUAUCAUUUAAAUAAAAGUCUAACUCAAUUAAGGCAGACAUAAAAUAAUAGUGUAAUAAUUGUAUAGAGAGAUAUAUAAAGCAUCCAAAUUGUAUUAAGUUUUUUUUAAGUGCUUGUCCUGCAGAUGAUGACUGCUUAAAUUUGUCAUUGCAUUUAUCAUUCUAUAAUUACCAGGAAUCAGAUGUACAAGUUGGAUUUGCACUAAAAGAUGAAUCAAAGUUUAAUUAGACUUAGAAUUUAGAAUUUAAUUGAUUUCAGGACUGUUGGUAAUUAACUCGUCUUUUAACCAUUAUGUUUGCCACUGACAAAGGAGUUAAAUUCCAAUGUUUUUAAUGUAUGGACUAUCACACCACUCUAUAAUUAACAUAAAAAAAAUCGACGUUUAAAAAUAUCCAGAAAAAAUGUAAUGGACCUGCAUUGGCUUUUUUUCGAGGUUUUUUUGCCCGUGCAGUACGGACGUGUUGCAUACAUCAUUUAAGCACUUGUUAAGAAGACAGGUCAUUGUUAAGCAUUUACAGAAAAAAAUAUUCGUUGUCAUAUUUUGUGAAAAUUAUUUGUCUUUUUAGCAGAACAUUUUGUGUCUUUUCUGCGGCCUUUUUAAUAUUGUUGAGAAAAAAUAUUAAUUGAUACAAAUUAAAGAGACAACGACUUAUUGAUGUUAGUACCUGCACACACUAUAUGCGUUUGAUUCUUUGUUUUUACAAAACCAAAGGUAUGCCUAUCAUGUUGGUAACUCUUUUAGUUUAAACGUGACUACUAGACACCUGUCUUUUUUUGUCAGAGAUCAUGUAGACUACAUGUCCUUUAUAUAAUAUUUUUAUUAGCUACACCUCAAAGCAAAGUUUUUGAAAGAAGAGAAUGGCACUUAUGUUACUUUUCCUAAAAAAAAAUGAUUGAAUAUCUAUGGCUUCUGGUUCACUUUAACUUCGACUUGUUUAGCGCUUUAUGUUAUUAAGUACCCAUAGCAACACCUUAAAGUUUUGUCGUUCUGGAUAGAUCCCAGAUACCUGUGAUGGAUUUCUACUCAAUGUAUGACAGCUUGGGUUCAUGAUAAAUGUCUUUUCUAUUGUAUGGAGAGUGCACAAUGGGUUUGUGAUAUUAACUGUGUGCAGAUGUGAGGGUGUACCUAAGACAAACCAGGGGCUUUUACAGUCCUGCAACGGUAUAUGGUUUACUUCAUCAUAUAGGCUUAUUCCAAAAUCUUAUAUUGUGUUACAUAAGUGUCCAUUAAAAUGUUCCAGAUGGGAGACAUUUAGCCAUUAUCAAUAAUCCCAUGCAGUAUAGGCCUACUUCAGCAUAGUUUACAACAAACAACUGUAGGACUACUUUAUUUUUACAAAAGUGAAUUUACUCAAAAAUAAAAAAAAUAUAUACAAUUAUAUUUUGCCCCUAAAUUAUAGGCCUGGGCCAAAAUAGAAUGACUCUAUGGUUUUAUACUUCAUAAACGAUAGGACAUUUAAGAAAUCCUUUAAAAAAGGAUUCUCCUCAUAAUGCUCUUCUGUUAACCUAAACGAAUCUGUUAACUAUUUAGGCUAUAAUAAACUAAAAUAAUUUGACAAACCAUUGACACAGCUGUUGUGAUGGACUUUGAAGAAGAGCUAAUGUGUGGCCUGUUUAAGAUUUAAUUAUUAGGCCUAAUGUGGGGAAUAUUUUAAAAGUAUAUGCCACUUAUUAUAAACACCCUUGUCAUUGUUUUGUAAUGUUAAGAUAUACAUAUUAAUAACAGAUCAUUAAUACCCAGGGAAUAGAAAUAAGGCAUAUAAUUAAUUUAAUAUUAUUCUUAUGUAGGCAGAAAACAUGUUUAUGUCAAUCACACUAAAGAAUAGGAUAAUGCAGUUUAAUUGAUUGGCAUGAUAGUCUAUGUUUUAAAUACUUUUGAAUGAUUAAUUAAUACAUUUUAUAAAAAUGAUUAAUGUGUGGUGAAUAUAUGUUCAUGCCGUUACACUUAAUAAAAGGGUUUGAAUUUCAUGCUGCUAACUUUUUAAUUGUUAUAAUCAGUGCAACAUUAAAGU
Molecule: messenger RNA, 6008 nt
Organism: Triplophysa dalaica
Lineage: Eukaryota; Metazoa; Chordata; Actinopteri; Cypriniformes; Nemacheilidae
Gene: tlx1
Product: T cell leukemia homeobox 1
Exons: 4
Coding region: 1687-2604 (305 amino acids)
Biological process (GO): regulation of transcription by RNA polymerase II; animal organ development
Cellular component (GO): nucleus
Molecular function (GO): RNA polymerase II cis-regulatory region sequence-specific DNA binding; DNA-binding transcription factor activity, RNA polymerase II-specific
Source: RefSeq, a predicted model, not a curated record